AAAACGUUUGCAUAAAUUGGCAGGCAGAGGAGUUGUGGGGAGUAACAGAAGUUCACGUGGGACAGGUGGCGCAGGAAAAAACAAUAAGGGUCGAACUCUAAUUAGACGACGAUCUGGUAGCAGUUACUUUGUGUGUUUAAGCAGCUAAGCUGAGCUGUGUGUGUGUGAAGAUGAGGCUGAACGGAGUGCUCGUGUGCGUGUUCCUGCUUUGGGUUGAAGGGUCUGUGGGUGACACACCGGCCAACUGCACGUUUGAGGACCUGCAGGGGACAUGGGUGUUUCAGGUGUCCAAAGGAGGCCGCGACAAGUCCAUCAACUGCUCCGCUGAAGCUACAGGUGAGAGCUCGCUGACCGUGACCCUGGAGAAGCUGUCUGUAGCCACAGAUGAGCUGGGCAACACCGGCUUCUUCACCCUCAUCUACAACCAGGGCUUUGAGGUGGUCAUUAAUGGGUACAAGUUGUUCGCCUUCUUCAAGUACACCGAUGAUGGCCGUAAGGUGACCAGCCUCUGUGACCAGACCCUGCCAGGGUGGGUCCAUGAUGUCCUGGGACGCAACUGGGCCUGUUUCGUGGGGAAGAAAGUGAAAUCGGUACCACCCCGAAUAGAUUACAAACCAUUCUUCAACAGCAGGCUGCUCCACCAGCUGUACAGACACAACAUGGACUUCAUUGAGACCAUCAACUCUGUUCAGAAGUCCUGGAAGGCUUCUCCCUACCCAGAGCACGAGACAUACACUCUGCAGGAGCUGCACUACCGAUCAGGAGGCCCCGCCUCCCACAUCCCUGUGCGUGUUCGCCCAAUGCCUGUGAAGGCUUACGACGUCAAGGUGGCGUCUGCGCUACCUGAGCACUGGGAUUGGAGGAACAUUGACGGCGUUAACUUCGUCAGCCCUGUGCGAAACCAAGCGUCGUGUGGAAGCUGCUACUCCUUUGCCUCUAUGGGAAUGUUGGAAGCUCGGGUUCGAAUCCUCACCAACAACAGCGAGACUCCCAUCCUCAGCCCCCAACAAGUGGUCUCCUGUUCUGAAUACUCUCAAGGUUGCGAUGGUGGCUUCCCUUACCUGAUUGGGAAGUAUGUACAGGAUUUCGGCAUUGUGGACGAGUCGUGCUUUCCGUACACCGCUAAGGACUCUCCGUGCGGCGUUCCUCAAAACUGCGGCCGCAUGUACGCCGCGGAAUACAGCUAUGUCGGUGGAUUUUAUGGCGGCUGCAGUGAGAAUGCCAUGAUGUUGGAACUGGUCAAGAAUGGACCAAUGGGAGUGGCCUUUGAGGUCUACCCCGACUUUAUGCACUAUAAGGAGGGCAUCUACCACCAUACAGGCCUCGCAGACCCCUUCAAUCCCUUCGAGCUGACCAACCAUGCCGUGCUGUUGGUGGGCUACGGCCGCUGCCACAAGACCGGACAGAAGUACUGGAUUGUCAAGAACAGCUGGAGCGCAGGCUGGGGCGAGGACGGCUAUUUCCGAAUCCGCCGGGGCAGCGACGAGUGUGCCAUCGAGAGCAUCGCCGUCACAGCCAACCCCAUCCCCAAACUGUAGAGGCUGUAAACCGAGGAGGAGAGGAAUGGGUUGCUCUUUUGAUGACAUACAUUCAGCAUGUCGGCCUACAAUGUUGCUUACAUUUUGAACUGUUUCUGGAUUUCAACAAUCACUGAUUAGCUGCCUAUGAAUGAUUUGAAUUCACGCUGUAGCUGCCGACUCAAAUUCUGGAUCAAAAUGCAUCCGUACAGAAUGUGACGAGUCUGUUUGUGUGCCGGGGGCAGGGCCUUGGUUCUUUGUCUCAGGGUAGCAACAGCGGAGAGUUGUAAUAUAUUCUGUCCUUGCAUCAAAUUGAAACCGUGACUGCCAUGUUUUUCUGUGAAGCACUUUGUAUGAAGCUCCCUGUGGAGCUUUUAAAGGGAAUUCUUAAUCAAUAAAGGGAUGAAACUCAC
Anarrhichthys ocellatus (wolf-eel) is the source of this 1930-nucleotide messenger RNA. It is a transcript of the gene ctsc, whose product is annotated as cathepsin C. Gene Ontology annotation, molecular function: cysteine-type peptidase activity. Bases 171 to 1538 code for a protein of 455 amino acids. The record is from RefSeq and is a predicted model, not a curated record. Gene Ontology annotation, biological process: proteolysis. Lineage: Eukaryota; Metazoa; Chordata; Actinopteri; Perciformes; Anarhichadidae. The transcript has 8 exons.